Messenger RNA from Aspergillus sclerotioniger CBS 115572, 366 nucleotides. RefSeq lists its product as uncharacterized. The transcript has 2 exons. Lineage: Eukaryota; Fungi; Ascomycota; Eurotiomycetes; Eurotiales; Aspergillaceae. The coding region runs from base 1 to 366 and encodes 121 amino acids. The record is from RefSeq and is a predicted model, not a curated record.
AUGAAUAUUCCACUCUCUGAGAUAAUCUUUGUUUGCCAGCUCAGGAAGUCAUCUACCUCCAGUAUCCUUCGGACUAUCUGGCACGAAAAAGACUGUAUCCUGAAAGUCUACCAUGCAACUAAACCUUCACCUGCCGAUCCUCCCAACCGCGAAAUCAAUCCCUUUAAAUGUGAAAGUACUGCCUUCGUACGACUACAAGAGUUCGGCUUAUGCGCCCGAGGCUCCAUUCCGGAUUUCUACGGUAUCAUCGAAAAUAUCAAGCCAGUUCCACCGUAUAUGAAAGAUUUCCUGGAAGAUGCCUUGCCUCCUAAUGCUGUUUUGAUGGAGUAUAUACCAGAUAUGCAGUUUAUCACUCCAUCUUUAUAA